Cotesia congregata is the source of this 2680-nucleotide messenger RNA. The record is from the annotation of a GenBank genome assembly. Lineage: Eukaryota; Metazoa; Arthropoda; Insecta; Hymenoptera; Braconidae.
CCGCGGUUUACUACCUCCCGAGGCAUUAUUACUUAUAUUAUUAUAUUAUAACACAUAUAUAUAGACAUAUAACGCAUAACAUUGUACACAAUGAUAUAACGGUAUAAUAGUGAAAUAAAGUGACACCGGUAUAUAUACAUGUAUAUAAUAUCGAUUCCGAAACUUCUGUUGGUUUAUCUUUUUAUAAAUUGCGCGUUGCAAUUUAUUUUUUCCAGUUGGCUGCUCGAUUUUCGCGUUAAUCGUUACUCGUUAUUAAUUAUUGCAUAAGCCAAGUUGUUCAAAAGUAGACUAAUUAAAUCUCGGCACAAUAUACUUUAUUUUAUAUUUAUAAACUGGAAGAAAUAUUAAUUUAAUUAACAGUGCGAUAAUAGUGUGGAUAAUCUCAAAGACUUAAAAAAUGAUGAAAAUAAAUUCACUGGUGAUACUAUUGUUCUGUUUUGUGGGUGUCGAUUUACAAAUAAUAUUCCCUCAAGAUUAUGAACCGAGCAAUCCGGUGCCUUAUUAUGGAAAUAGAGGCCAAUAUCGACGACCUUUUCCGUCGUUCAGUGCUGUGAGUUCACCGGCUAUACAAAAUCUAGGACCGGCAAUUAAUUUUGAUGUGGGUAAUGUCAAUAAUGUCGCCGCCGGAUUACGACCCAAUGUGUAUAAUAUUACUAACAAUACUAUUAACAGCGAGGAGCAAUAUUGGAGUGAUCACGUAAACGACAUCCUGUCGCAAGGAGUCACAAAAUUCGCUUUACAUAUGGACCGUGCAAUUGACGCAAAUCAGCGAGGGACAUCCGUGGGAUUUGAUCGAGAAAAUAUCGUCUUCUCGCCAUUAAAUCUGGCAGGAACUUUAGCGGUCGUCCUUUUGGGUUCCGGAGGCAGGACAUUUGAUGAAAUAGCCAGGAUCCUUGGACUUGAAGCCGGAGUUGACAUUUCAGGACACUCUGAAAUAGUCCAUCACAUGUUCGGUCUCCUUUUGAAUUCGAUAAAAUUUGGUGGAGACUCUGCCAGAACUUAUUCUUCAGAACUCUUUUCUGCCGGGAGUAUUUUCGUCCAAAGCGGCUAUUCAAUCCGGCCAGAAUUCGCGGCAAUCGCUCGCGAUGUUUACAAAAACGAUGUUAUCAAUGUUGAUUUUCACCAACGGCCCGCAGAAGCUCAAAGAAUUAUCAACGAUUGGGUGAAUUCGAAGACAAGGGGAAAAAUUAACAGCAUUUUAUCGGAGCCACCGUAUCCUGACAGUAAAGUUAUUUUAGCGUCCGCAUUAUACUUCAACGGGGAAUGGAACCAACAUUUUUUCAAAGGCGCUACUAAAAGGAAACCGUUUUAUCUCGCAUCAGGGCAGACAAUUAAUGUCGAUAUGAUGUAUAACGGCGGCGAAUUUCCAUUUUACGAAGACAAACAGCUUGGAGUUAAAAUUCUCGGCUUGCCUUAUAAAGACAGUGAUUCCGCAAUUACUGGAUAUUCAUUAAAGUCCGAGGCAACAAUGUACGCUUUAAUACCCACCGCAACGAACUCAAAUGCCCUGGAUGACCUGGAAUCCCGUAUCACUCCAGAAGUUAUAAAUUCAUUAAUAAACAAAAUGAUAAAUUCAACAUGUAUAAUCGCAAUCCCACGAAUGAAACUAUCAAGUACUUUGAGUCUAAACCGUGCAUUACAAUCACUGGGGCUCACUUCAUUGUUUACUCCAGGCGCAGCUAAUCUAGGAUUACUAUCAACUGGUUUAAAUAAUGCACCAAAUCCAUCUCAAUCUACAAGUGAUUCCAUUAUUUUCUCUAGGAUCAAUAGCGAUGAUCCCGAUCCAAUCAUCCCCGCCAGCACCACAGGUACUUACGGAGUAACUGGAAAAGACUUCUCUGAGAAGAAGAAUUACUUCAGGUAUAAAGAUUCACAAGGUGGCUAUGAUAUACAGCAGUGGGAUAAUGGGGUUUAUCUCGAAAAAAUUCGGAGAAACGUUCAGAAGAGAGAGGUCGAUCUCAAUCCAGAGGAAGUUAAGGAUCCAAGGGCGACCUCAUCAACUCCGUUCUUCGAUCACGAUAAAAAUCUAGUUAAAUUAACUGGAGAUGGUCGUCGGAGCAAGAGACAAAAUCGGCCGAUUGACCUCGGAUUUCUGCGGUUUAUCCAGGCCAAAGGAUUCCCCUCCUACGGAUUGGAUGCACUCAGAAACAGCGCUAACUUUGUUAAUCCUGGUUUGUAUGCUUCCGAUGUUCUUCAUAAAGUUGAAAUUGAUAUCACCGAAACCGGCACUGUUGCUGCCGCAGCGACUGGCGUUAUUCUUGCCAAAUCCGGGGGCCAGAAAAUUUUCAACGCCAAUCGCCCCUUUUUGUUCUUCAUUAGACAUGAUCCUUCAAAUCUUAUUUUGUUCUGGGGAACUGUUAACAAACCUACACCUCAUUAUUAAUCUAUUUAGUUUUAAUUUUGAAAGAAUACUUAAUUUUUAAGAACAAUAAUUGUCCAGUUUUCAUUACAAACUACUUGAAGCUCUUUAGCAAGUAAAUAUAAUUUUUGUUUUACUGUAUUUAUAAGAACUUUUAUCCUUUUCAUAAGCUGAUACCAAAGCUUGAGUGUAUUAACUAUUUAUUAAAAUGAAUAUUUAAAUAAAAUAAUUAAGUUAAAGAUCAAAAUGGAAUAUUUAACGUAGCUUUUCAACGGAUAUUACAUUUUCACUUGAAGUUUCGUCAGAAGUUCUCAUCGCUGC